This is a messenger RNA of Rhododendron vialii, 1115 nucleotides long. Its product is annotated as NAC domain-containing protein 41-like. The transcript has a single exon. NCBI's taxonomy places the organism in Eukaryota, Viridiplantae, Streptophyta, Magnoliopsida, Ericales, Ericaceae. The record is from RefSeq and is a predicted model, not a curated record. Bases 33 to 1115 code for a protein of 360 amino acids. Gene Ontology annotation, biological process: regulation of DNA-templated transcription; system development. Gene Ontology annotation, molecular function: DNA binding.
GAGAGAGAGUUGAGAGAGAAAACCGCAGCAACAUGACGACUGUUCCAAGUGGCUAUUUCUUCAGGCCUACAGAUAAACAACUUCUCGAAGACUAUCUCAGGAGGAAGUCUGAGGGCAACUCCCUGCCCUGUGACGUCGUUAUCGAGCGUGAGAUAUACGGGGCCGGCAACAAAGCCCCGUGGCAGAUUUUUACCGAUGAAGAUCCGUGGGAGAUAUGCGAAACCAUGGACAAGAAGACAGAUAAGUUGAAGACAGAAGGUACCAUUUAUGUCUUCACGACCUUGAUCAAGGCCAGUGAGAAUAGCGACAGGAUUGCUAGAACAGCCGGUUGUGGCUCAUGGCACGGAGAGACCGCUCUUGAACCGGUAUUGGACAAGAAAGGUGGUGUGAUGGGCAACAAGAGGAUGCUCUGCUUUCAGAUUACAGACGAGAGCCUGAAGGAAUGCCAUUGGAUCAUGCAUGAGUACUCUCUACCCGUUGGUAAUGCUACGAAUGGGAAAGGCGAAUACGUUCUUUGUAGGAUAAAAAGAGACGACUCGAAGGACACCAAGAUAUCUUCGAGAAAACGAAAGAAUGUGGAGGGUGCUACGACUGAUGAUGACCUGCCAAUUCUGAAACCCUCAAAGCGUGUUAGAACAAAGUUUGUGCAAGAACAGAAGAUGGAAUGUGAUGCUGCUGUGGCACCGAAACAAAAAAUUGUUCCUUUCUUAGAAGAACCAGUUGUGCAAGAAUGUGAUAGUGCUGCGGUAUCGGAACCAGAAGUUGUUCCUUUCUCUGAUGUUCCUUUCUCACAAGAAUCAAUUGUGCAAGAUCAGAGUUUCAUAAGGAUUGGCGAUCCGCAUGAGUUCACACUUGAAGACAUGGAUGAAAUACUAGGGUAUCUUGAUGAACAAGUUUCUGUAGAGAAGCAGCAAGAAAGCAGUUUCGGGUUGGACAAUGAUUAUAAUAAUUUUGGCAAUAUCGGGUUGGAUUAUGAUUAUGAAUAUGAUUAUGAUGAUUUUGGCGGGUUGGAUUAUGAUUAUGAUGAUUUUGGCAAUAUCUUGCUGAUGACCGAAGUUGAUCCCUCGGGCCUUGCUUUAGCCUCUUCAGAACCACUGCCGAUAGAGAAGGGCUGA